UCCCAAAGAUUUUAAUUAUGUAGAGAUAGGUGGAGCCCGUGAUCUUCAAGAUCACAAUUGGUAGACUUCAGGGUAUACUAUAUUUUUGGUGAAAAUUUUCAUUUGAACUGCUGUGGAUCAGGUAUCUCCGCCGAUACGAUAGAAUCGUAGUGCUCCGGAGUCACAGGUUUAUCAAACUAAUUUCGUUGAGUGAAGACUCUCACCGCGCGAUAAGAGAGUAACAUGGCGACAAACAAAGUCAAGGGUCUUCUCAUUGACCUAAGCGGAACUAUUCAUAUUGAGUCAAAAGCCAUUCCUGGUGCCGUAGAAGCGGUGAAGCGUUUGAAAGCUAGCAAGAUUCCAUUCAGAUUCGCCACCAACACCACCAAGAUAUCCUCUCGUCGACUGGUGGAGCAACUGAACCAACUGGGCUUUGACGUGGAAGAACGCGAAAUCUUCACCUCCCUUUCUGCUUGCCGAGAUCUGAUUGUGUCUCGAAACUUGCGGCCUAUGCUGUUGAUGGCAGAUAAAGCUAUGGACGAGUUUGAAAGUGUCAACACCGAAAAUCCAAAUGCCGUGGUCAUCGGUUUGGCGCCUUCAAAAUUCAAUUAUGAUACGAUGAACCAAGCCUUCCGAUUACUGAUGAAAACUGAUACUCCGGAACCCGUGCCUUUGAUUGCUGUGCAUAAAGCCAAAUAUCUGGCAGAUAAAGACGAGCAGUUAUCGAUGGGCCCUGGCGGAUUUGUCCAAGCGCUGGAGUUCGCCACUGGAAAGACGGCAACCGUUGUCGGAAAACCAUCCGAAAGCUUUUUCCAUAUGGCUCUGAAGCAAAUUGGUAUGGAAGAAAGCCCGCAUAAUGUGGCCAUGAUUGGGGAUGAUGUCGACAGUGAUUUGGGUGGUGCAGCUGAAGCUUUGGGACUGCACCGAUUCUUAGUCCGCACUGGCAAGUUCAGACCUGAAGAUGAAGCAAGAUUCAAAGGCGACAAUACUCGAGUUUUUGACUCUGUGGUGGAAGCCAUCGAUGCGGUGAUUGCUCAAUACUAACCUGUGUAGUCGGCUAGACUACAGGAUCAUAGAUGCUUUUAUGCCGCUAUUGUAUGCUAUCGUUCAUGUACUUGAAAGUAUAGCUUUUAACUAGAUAGAAAGGAUUCUAUAAAGAUGACCAGCAACGUGGCGGCUGUAUUAUUACAUAUCAGACAUUGACAAAUAAAAUGCAAGUGAAUCUAAGCACAGAAUCCGGGUCAUGGCAACUCGUGGUGCGUGCGUUUGUUUUACUUAUCCUCUCUGAUGUAUAGGCUAUUGACCAUGGAGCUGUGAGGUUAUCGUACCAAGAAGGAUGGGAGGGUGAUUUGCGUUUAUAUGCCGGUGUUGACGUUUUGCGUAA
Radiomyces spectabilis is the source of this 1363-nucleotide messenger RNA. Its product is annotated as HAD-like domain-containing protein. Gene Ontology annotation, biological process: dephosphorylation. The record is from RefSeq and is a predicted model, not a curated record. The transcript has 8 exons. Lineage: Eukaryota; Fungi; Mucoromycota; Mucoromycetes; Mucorales; Radiomycetaceae. Bases 223 to 1023 code for a protein of 266 amino acids. Gene Ontology annotation, molecular function: phosphatase activity.